UAUUUUGUGUCAUGUCUGCUGUUGCAGAGCAGGAACCUGGAUUACCUGACCAAGAGCGAGAAGGUGGUGAGAUGGGGCACGACGCCAGACAAAUUGUCCUGCACGUGCUGCCAAUCGAAGAAGCUGCCGAUGACAUCGAUGGAACCGCAGCAUUUCUGGUUUCGCAGGCAGUGGUGAGAGCCAUUACUGAGGAAGAGUGUGGGGAGGAGGAGAUAUGGCCUGAUGUUGAGGAGGUCUGGCCACAUGUGGAAGAGGUCUGGCCCGCUGUCCAGGAUAUGUGGCCUGAAAUCGAAGAGGUCUGGCCUGAUGUUGAAGAAGAUUGGUAUAUCUGGAACGGUGACCAAGAAAAUGAUGAUGAAGAUCAGAGGAAAGAUGAAAAUCAACAGGACUACAAAAACGAAGAGGAGGAGGAAGACGAUGAUGACGAAGAAGAUGAUGACGAUGACUAUGAAUACGAAGAGGAUGAGGAGGAGAAGGAAGGGGAAGGGGAAGAUAACGAUGAAGAUCGUGGGGAGGAGAUUAUCCUUCAUGCCUGUGAGUUCACCUAUGUGGGUUUAGGUCUCUAG
This is a messenger RNA of Rattus rattus (black rat), 566 nucleotides long. RefSeq names its product glutamic acid-rich protein-like. Bases 12 to 566 code for a protein of 184 amino acids. The record is from RefSeq and is a predicted model, not a curated record. Lineage: Eukaryota; Metazoa; Chordata; Mammalia; Rodentia; Muridae. The transcript has a single exon.